Molecule: messenger RNA, 10575 nt
Organism: Patella vulgata (common limpet)
Lineage: Eukaryota; Metazoa; Mollusca; Gastropoda; Patellidae
Product: arf-GAP with Rho-GAP domain, ANK repeat and PH domain-containing protein 1
Exons: 45
Coding region: 218-5950 (1910 amino acids)
Biological process (GO): signal transduction
Molecular function (GO): GTPase activator activity
Source: RefSeq, a predicted model, not a curated record
CACGGAAGUGAGUGUAAUUUUAUAAAUAUUCGGUGGAUAAAAUCUGUCAAGUGGUGAAGAUUUAUGAUGGAAAAGUGAUAAAAAUAAUUAAGAUUAUCACCCAGACCACCUUACUAAUUGAACAGGUCACAGCAACUAACAGGCUGCCUCAACAUCAUCUGAGGGGCUGUUAGGAGGAUGGAAAGUACAUAUUACUUAGAAAGACAGUAAUCCUAAAAUGGCUACCAAAGAUAUUGGUGAGAUGGGAGACAACUCUCCACAACCUCCUGACCUACCUCCUAAAUCCAGGAAGUCUUCCAUUAAGGAGAAUGAGGAUUUAUUUCACAAGAAAAUACCAGAUACAACCACAAAACCUGUGCCUAAACCACGUAAUAAAAGCUUUUUGAAAGUGUCAACCAGUCCUACAAAACCUACACCAAUACCACGGCUUAGAACCAGUUCAUCUAAAUCUAACAUCAGCGUUAAUAGUGCGAGUUCCUCAUUAACUGAAGCAGAUCAAUCUUUUCUUAAUAUAAGUACGGACAAAUCAACUUCACUUUAUGCUAAUGAAUCCUUUAAUGACUUUGAGAGACCAGAAUCGUUAACAGGCCAAUCAACUUAUGCUAAUGAACCCGUUGCUGACACAGCUGAGAGACCAGGGUUGAUAACAGACCAUUCAACUUCAAUUUAUGCUAAUGAACCCGUUACUGACACAGCUGAGAGACUAGGGUCGAUAACAGGCCAGUCAACUUCAAUUUAUGCUAAUGAACCCGUUACUGACACAGCUGAGGGACCAGGGUCGAUAACAGACCAAUCAACCUCAAUUUAUGCUAACGAACCAGUUCCUGACAUUCUGAGACCCGAGUCGAUAACAGAAAUAAUCAAAGGGUUAAAAGUAGAUCUUGAAUCAGAAAAUAAAACCGAUUUGAAUUCAUCUUCUGCAUCAAAAACUUCCUAUACCAAACCAUUUCCUUCAAUCAAACCAUUUACUCCAAUUAAAACUACCAGUGAGAAGUUUGAUUGGAAUGACAAUAAAAGUUUACCAGAAGGAAAGGCAGUUCUUUCUCUGUUUGACCCAUUAAGUCCGGUCAAAGCAAAUCCAAAUAAAAGUGUAUCAGAAAAAAAGGGCUUUGAUUCCUUUUUUGAUCCUUUAACUCCUACAAAAGCUGUCACAGAGACACCAAAGCUUGAUCAAAGUGUAUCAGAAGAAAAGAGCUUUAAUUCCCCAUGUGAUCCCAUAAAAACUUCCACAGGAACACCAAAGGUUGACUGGAAUGAUACUAAAAGUGAAGCCAGUUUUGAUUCUGUUGUUGACCCCUUUUCUUCUCCACAACAAAGUACUGAGGGAAAAAAACUGGUAUGGAGUGAUAGUAAACAUUUAUCACAAGAAAGGAGGUUUGAAUCUUUCCCAGAUGCCGAUUCCGUUGAGCAAAUGAUAGACUGGAGUCUGAAGCAGAAGAAUGAAGCCGUUCCAGAGAGCAAGCCCACUAGACCAUUAUUAGAAAGAGUCAAUGCUUUAGAUGAACAAAAUGGAAAACUUUCAAAGUCUUCAAUCAAGGAUCCAAUAAGAAUAACCAACACAGAAACAAGCCACUGUGAGGAAGUGGUCAAUGAAGAUCAGAUUUAUGAAACCUUGUGGGUGAGCAAGAAGCAAGUAUUGGGGAGAAAAGAAAGUUCUACAGAUGAUUUUUCUGUGACAGAUGAAUGGGAUAAUGACACAAGUCUAACAAUUGUUAAUCAUAGAACAGUUGAACCGGAUCCAGACACUAACAUACCAACCAUACCAAAACAAAGUAUUAGUGGUCGGGAAAGUUGGGGUGAAUACGCUUAUCUUGAUCCUAAUUCUGAUUAUGUUUCUCCCCCUCCCCAUUACCCCCCUCCCCCCUUACCUUCAUCAUCAGAUUACAUUGGAAUGCCUUCAGCGCUUCCACCUCCAUUACCCACUAUGCCACCACCACCACCAUCGUCUCAUAAAACUGUGACUUCACCAGAUCUGACCCCUGUAAACGCUCCUCCUGUUCCACCUCGCCCCAAAGCUGAAGGUAGUAGCAGUAAAUCUAGCAGCCCAGUUCCUCCCCCUAUAAAACGUGAUCGACCAGUACCACAAUCCAAAAAACUUGAAACAAACACUGUAAACAAGCGAAGCAGUCCAAUACCCCCGCCUUUAACGUUAGCAGGCAACAGUGACAGCCCCCCACCCCAGGCCUGCCAAGCAACUUCUGGAGAGGAUUAUAUUGCGCAUGAUCCAAUCGAAAGACAAGAGUCGGAUGUGUUCAAAGGUUUACCGACUCCUAAACAGGAUCUGUUUCAAGAUGAUCCUUUUAAAUAUUCCGAUUUUGCUACAGAAUGUUAUCAGUUUAAUAAAUUUGAGGGACCACAAGCAUCCACAGGAAUGACAGAUUUGCCUUUAGAGACAGACAUAGAUGCAAAUGGGGACAAUAAUGUAUAUUUAGUUUGUGACAAAGGCACAGAAAGAAACGAUAGUGAUAAUGUGUCAGAUCAAUCAGCAGAAUGGUUCAACAGAGUCUCAUUAAGUAAUAUCCCCCCACCUCCCACUACCAGUAGAAAGAGGAAUGUCCAGUCCAACGAUGAUGAAUCAGAUUAUGUCAAAGCGAAAGCUUUUGCUCAAGAAACAAGUUUUUCUGAUUUAAGUGAUACUGAUUCAGAAGAACCAUACAAUAAUACUAGUAAUGCUAGUAAUAAUCAGAGAGUUCCAAUUAUAACAAGAAGUCUUUCAUCACCCAAGAAUGAUCGAUUUGGAUAUUUAUAUAAACAAGGGGGAGUGAAGGCUAACAAGGGUUGGAGAAAACGUUGGGUUGUGUUCAAUGGAAGAGAUUUAAGAUACUAUGUUAAUAAUAAGAGUCAGAUAUCUAAGCGGAUCAUACCAUUAGCCUGUAUGACAGAUGUUGUCAAUGAUGUUAAGACAGAGGAUACAUCCAGAUUUAAAUUUAAACUGAUCACAACUUUAAAAGACAGAGUUUUCCAUUUUGCAGCUGAUGAAUUAGAUGAUUGUUUGACUUGGAGUCAAACUAUUAUGGCAGCCAUUUAUCAGAAAAAUGGAGGGACUAAUUCAAGUGAAGAUCUUGGAAUACGAAAAUCUGAUAAAGAAGGAUUUAUCAAGUUUGAAAAUGGAGGUGGUAGAAAAUAUUUUGUAUCUAUCAGUGAUAGCAGGUUGUGUUAUUUCCAUAAUAGAGAUGAUUAUUUAUUGAAUUCUCCAAUACAUGAGAUAAUGAUGGAGUUGGCGUCUGUUAAAAAUGCCUCCGUCGGUAAAAAUAGAUUACAGUUAUCAACACAUUACGGACAUUUCAUAUUAUCAUUUGAAAAUGCUACAGAGUGCCAACAGUGGAAAAUGGCUAUGGAGGAAGCUAUAGCAGAAGGUUUAGCUGAUGAUAGUGUUUUAGAGAAAGUUUAUGAAAAUGAAAGUAAUAAAAUCUGUGCUGAUUGUGAAGCUGAAGAACCACACUGGGCAUCUAUAAAUUUGGGCAUCGUUGUUUGUAAAAAUUGUGCAGGUAUACACAGAAUGUUUGACGUUGCGAUCUCUAAAAUACGAUCUUUACGAAUGGACACAAGAGUGUGGACACCUAGUCUUAUAGAGCUAAUGAAAGCUAUUGGAAAUGCUAAUGCCAACAGUUUUUGGGAAAGUGAUCUUUUACCUGAACAAAAAAUAGACAAAGAUUCAUCUACAGAACAGCGGAAACAUUUUAUACAAAAUAAAUAUAGACAUAAACGCCAUUGUCAACUUCAUCAAGCACAUCAAGAUGUUGACAUACUUAAUCAGGAAUUAUUAAAAUCGGCUGGAUCUGAUAAUGUGCUGGAUACCAUGGCAAUCGUUUUUUCAGGGGCAGAUGUGUUAUAUCAUCUACCUGGACAUGAAGAUACAGCUUAUGUGAUAGCCAAGCGAGCAGGUGAAAGAUUACAAGUGGAAUUUCUUUAUCAGAAUUUUGGUGAUGAAUCCACAUCAGCAUCAGAAGAUGAUGGAAGAUUACGAGAGGAUGUACGACAUCAGGGAUAUUUACUAAAAACAGGUCCCAAUUUUAAAGGUUUUGAUAAACGAUGGUGUAUUUUAGAACAUGGAGCUUUAACUUAUUAUGAUGCAGAAAAGCAUCAAGUAUUCAAUAGUACGACAGCUAAAGACAGUAUUGAAAGAAAAUCUAUUUAUUGUUUACGUACUACAGUAAUGGAAAAACAACCAGCAGCGUUUGAAAUAAGUACAAGUAAAAACAACCAGAGAAUUUAUUUAUUUGCUGCUGACAAUGAAAGAGAACGGAUCUUCUGGUUACAAGCUUUAUCGAAGCUGAUAUGUCCUGUAGUUGUUAUGGAUCAUGUUGGUAUGAUGGAGUUCAGUUUAGCUGGUAAUUUCUAUAUGAAAGAUUCAGUAGCAGAAGAAUGGAGAAAAACUUGGGUUAUGUUGAAUGGAAGAAAUUUUUUUUAUUUAACUAAGGAAACAAAGUUAGAGAGUGUAGAUCUCCGAAAAGCCAGUAGUAUCAAACAUCAGAGUAGUGAGACAGGUUGUAGUAAAUGUACAGAAGUCGGCUACCACUUUGUUGUCAAUGCGCCUGGCAGGGCAUUAUAUAUACAGGCCGAUUUAAGUCGUGAUACAGAGAAAUUAAGGAAUAUUAUUGAGAAUGCCAUAAAGGGAAGUGGCAUAACAUUAGAAGAUCAGCAGUUAACGUCUGAUAAUGUUCCGGUUAUUGUUGAUAGAUGUAUAAAUUAUAUAACAAAUAAUGGGUUAAGAACAAGAGGUAUUUAUAGAGAAAGUGCUACAAAUUCUAGAGUUCAGUUAUUAUUACAAGAACUUAGAAAUGAUCCUCGCAGUGUAAGAUUGGAAGAAUACACAGAUCACGAAGUAGCAAAUGCCCUCAAGAGAUUUUUCCGUGGUUUAACUGCAUCAGUAUUCACACAAGAUUACAAGGAAUGGAUAAAAACUUCAGUGAUAAGUGAUUUAAAUAAUAAAUUAGCCUGGUAUGGUUAUCUGUUGGACCAAAUGCCUGAAAUAAAUUAUAGUACACUUAAAAAACUUGUACUACAUUUACGAAAAAUUGGACAGUAUACAGCAGAUAACGCCAUGACUGUGGAGAAUCUGGCUACAUGUUUCGCUCCUUCUUUACUCAUACCAGAUGAAAAUGAGCCACGUAUGAAUAUACAGACAUCUCUGCCAUGUCAGUUAUCUAUAUUGAUGGAUAUUAUCACACAUCACGACAAUUUAUUCAGGUUAGAUCAAGAAAAGUCAAUUGAGGACAAAAUGGAAGAAGCAGAAAAAAAGAUAAAUGAAAUACAGUCAAGUCCGAGAAUAUCAAAGACAUUGAUGUCAUCUGAUAGUUUAUUAAUACCUAUUUCUAUGUUUGAUAUUUCUGCCCAGUGUGAAAUGGUUACAGUUACAAGUCGUAAUACAGCAUCUGAAGUUAUUGAUUAUUUUCUCUCUAAAAGAAAAGUCAGUCAAAGACAAAUUAAUAUACAUGAAAUAUUGUUUAAAGGUCAAUUAGAGAGGCCGUUACAUUGGACAAAUCCAGUUUAUGAAGAUGUAUGUAGAUGGGGAGACUGGUCAGAAGAUGUGAGGAAAGGGGUGUGUCUUUGUUUAAAACCAACAGAAUUAAUAGAAAAAAUAGCAUCAUAUUAUGAUCCAAGUAAAUAUUUGUUAUCUGAUCUAAAGUGUAGUGAAAAGAAAAGUUUUAAAAAAUAUACAUUUGAUUUUAAACAAUCUAAGUUUUCGUGUUACAAAGAUUCGAAGGCUUCUAACUGUUUAUGGUGUUUUAACGCAGAAGAUAUGAUUAUAUACUUAGGUGUUGACCCUAGACGUUCAUCUAUUCCAUCCAAAUAUGGUUUUACUUUUAUAAUAAGAGGUGAAAAACCAGCCAAGAAAGAAAGUGGAUAUUUUGGUAGAAGUGUUUGUUUCCCUUCUCAAAAUGAUUUAUAUACGUGGGUGGCAGCUUUACUUAUGGCUAAGUAUCCUGAAGGUUUAGUGCCAGUAUAAAUAUAUAUACAGGUUUAUACAAUAAUAUAGUGAUAAAGUUGAUGCUGGUAUUAAGGGUUUCCAUUAUUCAUCACAGAUUGCCCCUUGCUAAAAGAUAUGUAUUGAAGGAGACUAAACAUUUUUAAAUAUGAUGAUAUUUAUAACAACCGACAUCUGGUCUAAUUCAAUAUAAUUUGGACAGUAGUUGCUGAAAUGUUUACAAUUGGUACAUGAACAUUAUUUUGAGAUUGUCUGCUAGCAAUAAGAUGGGUAGCGUUGUUUCUUAACCAUCAGCACCAGCUGAACACCAUAGUCAGGAUAUCUGCAUACUUAAUACUACAGGCCUAGAACAACUCAACUUCACCCAGAUAUGGAAUCUUAUAAGCCACCUAUCACUAACAUUGACAUUUGCUUGUUUCUGUGUUUUUACUGGUGCAGUGUUAACAAAUGUAGUGUAUAACUUCAGUUGUGUCUAUCUGUUGUAAGGUACAACCAAAUACUAAUUCUACCCCUGGCUGUAAUAUAAUCUAGAUUUGUGCAAUGACAUUCCUUUUAUUAUGGCAUCCAUUAUUUUCUGAAAGUUCCUUGGUGCGUUUAUCAUUCCAAAUGACUUAACUCAGAAUUUUGACAUGCUGUGCUGAUCUUUAUCUUUAGGGUUACCAUGUUUUUUUUCAAUUAUUAUGGUGUAGAAACUAAAGAGAAUAGGCAUAAUGACAUUGUUAUAUAUAACUAUUCAUGUGUUGUGGCCUCCUUAUUCAAUCAUUCCUGAUUAUAUUUUUGGACCAAGAAAUGGGCCCCAAGCGUUACUCCUUGUUGUUCUUAUUGUUUAACAGUCUAAGUACAAUCAAUAUGAAACUUGUGCAUGCUUGUUCCUUGGACAAAUGUGCAUAGAUAGUUGGACAGACUUUGAUUCUAUGUUGGUUGCAGUGAGGUCAUACCUGGUCCAUAGUACGCUUAUAUGUGUUGUUAAUAUUUCAACCCCACGGAAGAAAGGGAUUUUAUAACCACAUAAAGUCUGUAUAUAACUUUUUAUUUUAUAUUUGAAAAGAACCAUUUCCUACAUAUCCUAGGAUGACUCAAGAAUAUUUAAAUUUGUUAAAUUGAAAUCAUUCAUGUGUAGAUAGAAGACUCCGUUGAAUUUAUGUGUGUAAAUCAUGAUGCUACUUAACUGAUAAGAUUUUCUCACCAUCUUGCAUAUAACUUGCACUUCUAUCACAGAUAGAUCUACCACGAUUGAUAUUAAAAGAAUUAUGCAAUGAUUUAUAUUUUAUAACUCACACCAGUUUUAGCCAUCAAAAUGAAGAUCACAAAAGUUAUUUGAAAGAGAAUAGCUCCAUUCCAUGACAAUUAUGAAGUGCUGCAAAUGUAUUUAGUUUAUUUAUAAACUUUAUAAUACAAGUCUGAUUUACCUAAUAUACUGUUAUAUCUUUAUAAUACAAGUCUGAUUUACCUAAUACACUGUUAUAUCUUUAUAAUACAAGUCUGAUUUACCUAAUAUACUGUUACAUCUAUAUUGAAAUGAUUAUAUUGGUAAUAUUUUAUUUUGGAUGAAUUUAUUCAUAUUUUAUUUUUCAAAAAUUAUUUAUUGAAGUGUAAAUAAAUUAUUUCAAAUUAAAAUAGAGAUGUGACAUCAUCCUUUUAGCAACGUGCCAAGAGUACAUUAUUUAAACUAGAUUAAAUAUUGGUCUUGUGUGCGGGAUAGUGUCUGUAUUAUAAUUUGUUUAGUGAUCGAGAGCAGUAUCAAUAUAUUAUAUGAAUUCUUUCAAUGGCAUUUAGUAAUUGAACUGGAAAUACCCAGGUCACAAUUCUAUGAAAUACAAUUACUGUUUAUUACUAAGCAACAUUUCAACUAGAAUUCUCUAGUUUUUAUCGAACACUUAUGAGAAAUUUUGAUUUAUGAACUUAGAGAAACCGUAAAUUAAAGGCAUCCCAAUUGAAAGAUUACUUAGAACAAUCUAUUUUGUGAUAUUUUAUUUGUAAUAAAUUUCUAUAAUACAUUUUACUCUUGUUAUGGAAUGAUUCUCUAGAAUCUGUUUUAGUACUAUAAAUGUUUUUAAACGCUCCCAUUGACAUGUGGUCAUAUAUUUCCCGUCCUUCACAAUAUCUUGUGAACACUGCAAAGACUACGUUUAUCAUCUGAUUUUUGUUUAGUCUUUUAUGUUAUUCAAAUUAAUGAGACAAAGUAGGCUAUUGAAUUUCAGAAAUGUCUGAUAAUAACUGUUGUAAGUGUUAUUGUCUAUUGUCAAAACUUGUAAACACUUUUAAUGACAAAAGUUAUUAUCUGAUCUGUUUGAAAUUUAUAUGCAUUGUUCAGAUUAAACAAAGAAGUUGUUGAAUUUCCAUUAAUGAAUAGCUAUACUUAAACCCCUUUGUCACUUCGUAAAAUCUUGUGAAGGCUCUAGUGACCAAAUUAUCAUCCGAUUAAUAUUUAUAUGGAUUGUUUGUGGCCCUUAUUCACUUUGUAAAAUCUUGUGAACACUCUUAUAAAAUUGAUAUACAUUGUUCAGAUUGGAGAAACUAAAAAUCCUAUCAAAAAUAUCUCUUUAUUACAUUUCGGGUUAUAUCCCUUGAUCACUUUAUAUAAACUUAAAAACGCUUCAACAGCGUAAGUCAUCAUCUCACCUACUUCAAAUCUGUUUUUGUUUCGUUUAUUGCGAUGAAUAACAAUUACAACAAUUGAUGAUUAUUUCUUACAGAGUUAUUAUCCUUGAUUAUAUCAUUGUAUCCUGUCAAUGAGCUAGUGAUAUUAUAUAGUAUAAAGAUGUUGUUUUGUAUUUACUUAAAGAUACACUGUGUGAUAACCUUCAUGGACUGCUUGGAUGGGUUAACUGUUGUGGACGUAUGUUUCGUUGCCUGGCAACAUAUCUGUUGUUAUAAUAUAAACAUGAUUAUUUUAUUGGAAUGUUUUUAUUAUUAUAAUAUAAACAUAUUUAUAUUAAUUGGAAUGUUUAUAUGAUGAAAAUAUAAACACAAUUUAUCAUGAUAAAUAUUUUUUUAUUGAUUGAAAUAAAGUUCAAAAUGUUAAAGGUUCAAUCAUUUAAUACACAAAUAUUUAUUUUUGGACUAACUGUAAACUAGAAGUAACCAUUUUUAUCUGAUAAUAUUUAAAAUGAUCUUGAGUGUUUAAAAUGUUUGCUCAACUCUGCUUUUACUCAAUUUUCAAUCCCUUGGCACUCAAGCCAAAUUUACAAUUAAUAAAAAAUUAUCAAUAUUUCCUUUUGAACACAGCUUCAAAAAACGUAGGGCUGUUCCACAUAUUGUAUUUUAUAUAAAGGGAAAGUUACAAAUACAUAAAGUCUUUAAGGGAUUGAGGAAUCCCUUGCAAAUUACUCUGAAAUUUGAACUCUUAAAAUGAUUCUAUUCCAUUCAGUAUUUACAAAGAUAUGAUGAAUUAAAAAUUUGUCAACGUUUGGCAUCGUCUUUUUAAUCUCAUGGAAACCCAAUCAGUAUAAUAUCUAUUUUUUAGCUUACUUAUUAUAUUGUACUUGAAAGUUUGAUUUAUGUGUAUGUUAGUUGUGCAUGUGCUUUGUGAAACGGGACCCUGGACAGAAAAAUGAUUUGUAUACAUUACUUCAAAAAUAUUUGUUUUCUUUGCAUUAAUUUCAUUUUUUAGUGACAGGUGGGGUGAGGGGUCAAAUGUGGUCAUUGGAGCACACCAUUUCAAUUCCCCAAUGUGUGUGACCAUGGACUUUAUAAGGUCCAUGGUGUGACAAGGAGUAGGGUCGUCCGUCCAACCUUAUAGGUUUUGUACGGGUCCUCAGGUUUCCUCCUACUGCUAAAGACACCUCAUGUUAAAUAAAUAAUUCAAAGUGGUAGUGUAUUGGGGAUUCGACAUGACCCACUUCGUCCCUCUCAAAAUAUUAACAAAAUUUGCAAUAAAACAAAGAACUUACAAAGAAAUUAUAUCCCAAGUUUUACAGGCGUAUAUACAAAUCAUUCUAAAUUCUAAGUUGUGUAUCAUUUAUUAGUGAUAUAAUAUAAAUGAUAUUUUCCUGACAGAAGGCCAACAAAAUUCUUUUUUAGAUGGUAAUUUUGACAAAGCAAAAUAUGUAGGUAUUGAUGAAUACAAAUCAAAUAUAUUUUAAAAGCUUAAAGUAAUGUAAAGAUGAUGAUAUGGAAUCAACCAGUGAAUUUAAUGCAAACCUCAAAUGGCUGUUAUUGAUCUGGAACUCUAUAUUUGAUUUUUAUUCUGGCAUUUUGUCCCUUUAAUUACAUUACAUUGAUUUUAGAAUCAUUAGUACUAUAUUGGUAAUAACACAACAGUCAUUAUAGAAUAUAAUGGUACUAUAUGUUACAGUUAAUACAUCUUUAUAAAACAUAGUUAUAAUGCAUCUUGAUGACUAUGAGAAGCUAAUUUGAUUUCUUAAUUAUGAUCAUCCCCUGACAAACACAAUAUUAUAACUAUAAAUGAUAUACCACAAUAAUAACAUAAUUACAGGUAAUACGUCACUCUAGAUUUUUAAUCUAAUGCAAAUAUGCACCAUGUAUGGAUUGCAUAUAGAGACUAAUUAAUUACAAAAUAUUUAUUUAAUUGCUUUUGGAUGAGUUUAGCCAUUCUAUUAUUGUUUUAUCAUAAUAUUGUAUAAAAAUAAUUGAUUUAAAAUGUGUGUAUAUAUUUGUAAUAAAAUGAUGUAUAUAGUAUUAAA